Symbiodinium pilosum is the source of this 2907-nucleotide messenger RNA. NCBI's taxonomy places the organism in Eukaryota, Dinophyceae, Suessiales, Symbiodiniaceae. The record is from the annotation of a GenBank genome assembly.
AUGAAGGGCCUGCAGGUCUUUAUAGCAGACAUCCGCAACUGCCAAACAAAAGAGCAAGAGCGGCAGAGGGUAGACAAGGAACUGUCGAAGAUCCGGCAGAAGUUUGCCACGCCAAAGACUUUGUCCGGCUAUGACCGCAAGAAGUACGUGUGGAAGCUGCUCUAUGCGUAUAUGCUGGGCUACGAAAUUGACGACACCGGCCACUUCCAGGCCGUGGAGCUCUGCUCGUCGCCCAAGUUCAGUGAGAAGACUGCAGGGUAUUUGGCAACGUCGCUGCUUCUAGCAGACAACAACGACAUGGUGCGGAUGAUCGUGAACAGCGUCAAGACCGACAUCUCCUCCGGCAAUGAACACAUGGCGGCCCUUGCGUUAAACACGGUGGCCAACAUCGGAGGACCCGAGUUUGCUGACAACCUGUUCACGGACAUCUCCAGGAUGAUCCUGGCGCAGUCCAAUGCGCUGUCCCCGUACAUCAAGCGGAAAGCCUGCAUCUGUCUCCUGCGGCUCUAUCGCAAGGAAAACGACGGCUUGCAGCCGGAGGUCUGGUCUGCCAAGCUCGCCGCGCUCUUCAACGAGCAGGACAUUGGCCUACUAACGUCAGCCAGUGGCUUCAUGCUGGGCAUCCUGGAAAUGGGGAAGUUCCCUGCCCCGGCAUGGUCGGGUGUGGUGGCACCCGUCUGCCAGAGCCUGGCCAACUUGGUGCAGGGCAUCUGCCCAGAGCACUACGAGUACUACCAUGUGCCAGCACCCUGGCUGCAGAGCAAGAUGCUCCGCAUCCUGCAAUUCUUCCCAGUCACCACCUUCGAUGCCGAGUUGCUGCACCGGCUGAACCUGAUUCUGCAGAGCAUCUUGGCGAAGCCUUCUUCGCAGCGCAGUCCGGCACCUCUUCCACCAGGUCCCGGCAAGAGGCGCACGAAGGUCGAUGCAGAGCGGCAGAAUCGCUCCAACGCUGAGCAUGCUGUCCUCUUCGAGGCUAUGAACCUGAUGAUCCACUUGGAGGACACAGCAGAUCCGGAGACAACGAAGACGGCGGCGGGUCUUCUUGGGAUCUUCCUCUCCUCCACGGAUCCCAACAUCCGGUAUCUGGGCUUGGAGACCAUGGCGCGGCUGGCGAGCAACCUGUCAACUCACGAGUAUUUGGACAGAUACAAGAACCAGAUCCUGGACAAGAUGCAUGAAACUGACAUCUCCAUCCGCCGACAGGCGUUGAACCUGCUCUACGCAUUGUGCAGGCCGGAGAACUGGCAGCAAAUCGUGGAUCAGCUCCUCGAAAUUCUUGGCUCCAGUGACAACUUGCUUCAAGAGGAGCUCGUCCUGAAAAUUGCCAUCUUGGCAGAGAAGAAUGCAAAGAACAUCGGGUGGUAUGUGGAUGUGGUCUUCAAAAUGUUGGAGAGCGCGCCAGAUGCGGUCUCCGAUGACGUGUGGUACCGGGUGGUGCAGGUGGUCACAGGCUUUGAGGACGGACCUUCUGAGGCGGAGCAGAAUGCUCUGAGGAGGCAUGCGGCCAGCAAGGCUUACCAGAACCUCUCCAGCCAGCGCGCAGCUCAUGACACGCUGCUACGCUUGGGGGCGUACCUCAUGGGAGAGUUCGGUCAUUUGUUGCCACAAAGUGUGACUCCUCGCGCGAAGUUCGAAGCCCUCCAUCGACACUUCCAAAGGGGUUCACCACAGACGAAGGCCAUCCUCCUCCUUGCCGCAGUGAAGAUCCUGAAUGCCAACCACGACGCCCUGAAGGGCGAGGUGGUAUGUUUCCUUCGAGAGAUUCAGGACAGUGCCGACGUGGAGCUGCAACAGCGAGCCGUGGAGCUCCUGCAGCUCUGCAAAGACGAGGACAACCUGGACCAGGUGUUGAGACCCAUGCCUCCGUACGCUGAAAGCGUGCAGAAGAAUAAUCCACUGGUUCAGCGACUGAAAUUCUCGGCAAAGAACCGAGCGCACACCCGUGCAGAGCUAGAGGAGGCGGCAAAAAGCGAAGGUGGAAUGUACAAGCCAGGGCGGGGAAAGGCCGAUUCAACGGACGGGGCCCAGAAGAUCAUGGAGCUUCCAGACCCAGGCCGGCCUAGCAAGCCAGCGGCAGCUUCACCACCCAAGGACGCAUCAGCGUCCGAGUCCUCAGACUCAGAGGAAGAUGCGGGCCCGGUGCAGAGUAACGGCACCGGUGCGGCGACCCCCAAGGACUUAUGGUCCCAGCUCUGCAUCACGCCGCAGGGCAGGUUCUACACGUCGCCGCAGCUAGUCAUGGAGUUGAAGCAAGAGUACAACGCCGCAACGGGUCGCUUGACAAUCGUCUUCAUCAACUCAGCCAAGGCUCCCAUUGGCAACAUCCGCGUGCACAUUCCUCAGGUGGACACGAUGCGAAUCCAGACCUUCAGCGAGGUGCCCUCUUCCCUGAAGCCCGGUGAGCAGGCCAGCCACUUGGUCCAGGUCCAGUGCCUGCGUCCCUUCCUGCAGCCAGCCAAGUACCUCGUGGAGUAUUGUACAGCUCCAGGUGCGCCGCCUCAGCAACUGCCGAUGCUGCUGCCUGCCGUCGUUACCAAGUUCAUCACGCCGGCGCAAGUGCAGAUGGCCCAAUUCCGGCAAUUCUUUGAUACCCUUACCGGGCCGCGGGAGUUGGUGCUGGAUGGCCAGGCCAAGGCUCAGCCAAAGGAAUGGCUGAACUACUUGGGGAAGGGCUUCAACAUGUUUGUCCUCCCAGAGAGUGGGCCGACAGCUGCUUUCGCGGCAGGCACAUUGAAUACUGCAACGCCUGACCCGGCGCAGCCAGAGAAGAUGAUGACGGUGCCUGUCCUUGUCCGGCUGCAGUACGACUCAGGGCGCAACUUUGUGCGGCUGAUCGUCCGGACACAGCACCCUGAGGUGACCAACGCGUUGGCAAAGAUCAUGCAGACCUACCUGAUGAGCGGAUGA